GAAAUAGAGAAGUCUAUACAACAAAACUUGUUUUUGGUGCAAAUGCAUGUGUAUACUUCGGACGCCGACGCGCAUGCGUGUACGCGCAUGUCUAUAUAGCUUUGGAGAAGAGUAGAGCAAAGUGCGGUCACUGCAGUAGUUGGAACUGAACAACAAGUAUGUUGGGCUCGUUCGUUCUGCUGUGGAUAUGUAUCUGUCUCCUCUUAUUCUUCUUCCUGAAGUUUAAUAGACCCCAAAACUUUCCUCCUGGUCCACAACCCAUUCCAAUAUUUGGGAAUCUGCUGCAUCUGAGCUUGGGGAAUCCUAUGAAAGACCUGGAGAAGUUGGCAAAGCGCUAUGGGAAUGUUUUCAGUCUUUAUAUUGGUGGAAGGCCAGCUGUGAUUCUCAAUGGGCUUGAAGCUAUGAAGGAGGCCCUGGUUACCAGGGCUGCAGAUUUUGCAGGAAGACCCCAAGACCUUAUGGUCAACCACAUCACAGAAGGAAAAGGUGUCAUUCUUAUGGACUAUGGCUCCAGCUGGAAAGAGCAUCGUCGCUUCGCCCUGAUGACCCUGAAAAACUUUGGUCUGGGGAAGCAGUCCAUGGAGGAGAGGAUUCUGGGGGAGAUAUCGCACAUCAUUGCACCCUUGGCGAAAAGCGUUGGAAAAUCCAUGAACCCUCAGGUUCUCUUCCACAAUGCUGCAUCCAAUAUCAUCUGCCUUGUCCUCUUUGGGUCACGUUAUGACUAUAACGAUGAGUUUCUUAAGACCUUCGUGAAGCUCUACACUGAGAUUGCAAAGAUCACCAAUGGACCCUGGGCUAUGCUUUAUGACACAGUGCCCAUGCUCCGACACCUUCCCUUGCCAUUCCAGAAGGCCUUUCAAAAUGUAAUUUGUUGCAAACAGAUGUCUCUUGGACUAGUCACUCAGCAUAAGGAAACCAGGAUUCCUGGGGAGCCAAGGGACUUCAUUGACUGCUACCUGGAUGAACUAGAAAAAAGAGGAGAUGAUGGAUCUUCUUUUUCAGAGGCCCAACUCAUAAUGUACAUCCUGGACUUGCACUUUGCUGGAACAGACACCACCUCCAACACACUGCUCACUGCUUUUCUAUACCUCAUGACCCACCCAGAGAUUCAGGAGAGAUGUCAGCAGGAAAUUGACACAGUUCUGGAGGGGAAAGAACACGCAUCUUUUGAGGACAGACACAGGAUGCCUUACACUCAGGCAGUUACCCACGAGAGUCAGCGCAUCGCCAGUACUGUCCCCCUCAGUGUGUUUCAUAGCACCACCAGACACACUGAGGUGAUGGGCUACAGUAUCCCAAAGGGAACUUUGAUCAUUCCAAACCUCACCUCUGUGCUGUCUGAAGAGGGUCAGUGGAAGUACCCCCAUGAGUUCAACCCCUUAAACUUCCUGAACGAGCAGGGCGAGUUUAAGAAGCCUGAGGCCUUUAUGCCGUUCUCUGCAGGGCCUAGAAUGUGUCUUGGAGAAGGACUCGCUCGCAUGGAGCUCUUCCUGAUCAUGGUAACUCUGCUGCGACACUUCAAGUUUGUCUGGCCUGAGGAUGCAGGGGAACCUGACUACACCCCUGUGUUUGGUGUAACCCUGUCCCCCAAACCCUACAGACUGGGUGUAAGACUGAGAGGGAACUAGUUAGGGGGAAGAUAUUCUAGACAGAGAUCAAAUAGGAUUGGUGUAAUAUUGUAAUAUAAUAUAAUAUUCAACUAUCUAUAUGUAUUUGUGCUUAACACAUUUUUGUUUUUAAUUUGUCACAAUUUGCUUAUGUGAAUAUGUAAUAUAGGACUCAUUACACACACCCUUGAUGGGGAAAACUCACUAGUGAACGCUACAGGGAUAUCUGAUGUUAUAGGCAUUCAGUACCAGUUUUACUGGAUAGUACUUUCAAAACUUAUUGUGGGAAUCUGUGGCUUGAUGAAUUCUAAAUAAAAAAUGUAAUGUGAGAUAUUGUACUGCAAUGUACUUUAUCUAUACAGCACCUUUCACACACUA
Messenger RNA from Coregonus clupeaformis (lake whitefish), 1985 nucleotides. RefSeq names its product cytochrome P450 2F2. The transcript is spliced from 9 exons. Gene Ontology annotation, molecular function: heme binding; oxidoreductase activity, acting on paired donors, with incorporation or reduction of molecular oxygen, reduced flavin or flavoprotein as one donor, and incorporation of one atom of oxygen; iron ion binding. Gene Ontology annotation, biological process: xenobiotic metabolic process. NCBI's taxonomy places the organism in Eukaryota, Metazoa, Chordata, Actinopteri, Salmoniformes, Salmonidae. The record is from RefSeq and is a predicted model, not a curated record. The coding region runs from base 159 to 1628 and encodes 489 amino acids. Gene Ontology annotation, cellular component: cytoplasm; intracellular membrane-bounded organelle.